Molecule: messenger RNA, 571 nt
Organism: Impatiens glandulifera
Lineage: Eukaryota; Viridiplantae; Streptophyta; Magnoliopsida; Ericales; Balsaminaceae
Product: non-specific lipid-transfer protein 2-like
Exons: 1
Coding region: 29-331 (100 amino acids)
Biological process (GO): lipid transport
Source: RefSeq, a predicted model, not a curated record
CCAAACAUAAUUAAAGUAAUAAUUAAUAAUGAAGGGUCUCUCGGUCAGUUCCAGCAUGUUGUUGUUGGUGGUGGUGGUCCUGACGGUGGCUGCGGCGAAGGUACUGCCGGUGGCGGAGGCGGUGACAUGCUCUGCUACAGAACUGAGCCCUUGCCUGGGCGCCAUAACCUCAAAUCAGGCUCCGUCAAGUCAAUGCUGCAGCAAGCUUCGUGAGCAAAGGCCUUGCCUGUGUGGCUAUAUAAGAGACCCAAAUCUCAGACCUUAUGUUACUUCUCCCGGCGCUUUACGGGUCUCUACCCUCUGUCGUGUUCCGAUCCCAAACUGCGGCUAACCACACCCCUUAUAUCAUGUGUUGUCUAUACUCUAUAGAUCUUGGUUUUUAAAAUAUUUAUGUUUACAAAUUAAUAAUUAUCUUCUCAUCCUUCUGAUCUAUCUCUUUUCUGUAAGAGAUCUAUGUGUUGGAAAGUUUGAGAAUUGAUCAAUAUUAUAAAAGGUUUCUCAUGUGUAUUGAAUAAUCUCAUUAAACUAAAUAAAUCAUCAAGCCCUAAAUAAAGUUUUUUUCUUUUCAUUA